Molecule: messenger RNA, 729 nt
Organism: Mustela erminea (ermine)
Lineage: Eukaryota; Metazoa; Chordata; Mammalia; Carnivora; Mustelidae
Gene: TAS2R60
Product: taste 2 receptor member 60
Biological process (GO): sensory perception of taste; G protein-coupled receptor signaling pathway; detection of chemical stimulus involved in sensory perception of bitter taste
Cellular component (GO): membrane
Molecular function (GO): bitter taste receptor activity; G protein-coupled receptor activity
Source: RefSeq, a predicted model, not a curated record
AUGGAGAAAUUGAGUGGCAACAGAGUGGUGAUGGGGAAGAGCAUUUAUAUUUUCCAGAAUUCAUUGGCCUUCCCAUACAACUCUGUAUUGCAGUACCUGGCCUUCCUGAACACCGCCACCUUAUGCUUCUUCAUCUAGCUCAGUGCUUUCUGUUGCAUGAAGACCACAACCUUCACCCUCCCCAUCUUCCUGUAGCUAAAACAGAAGGUGUCUGGAUUGGUUCCGUAGAUGCUGCUCAGUUCUGUGGGGUCUCCAUAUUGAGCACCAUCCUAUUUCAUAGGCAACCAAAGCUAAUAUCAGUACUUUUUAAGGAGAGGGUUGCAAUCUUGGAAUGCCACUAGGAAUACUAUAAGAUCAUAUGAGAAAUCCCUGUUCUCUUUAAACCUUGUUACCUGAACAAUCUUUACUCUUGUCUUUCUCGUUGGCAUGGUUUUCUCUCUGGAAAGACAUAAUGAAGGUCCUGCUCUCCAUGGCGGCUUUCGUGACCCCAGUGCCCAGGCGCACAUCAGGGUUCUUCUGGUUCUUAUCUCCUUCACUAUGCUCUUCACCUCCUAUUUUCUGUCACUGGUGCUCAGUGCUGCAGGUGUUUUUCUCUUGGAAUUUAGGCAUUGGAUAUGGCAAACAGUGAUUUAUCUGUGCACAGCUGUCCACCCAUGACUGCUCUUGAGCAGCCCUAGGCUGAGAGGUGUGCUGGAGGGGGGAAGCUGUGCAUGGUGCUGGGCAUCUUGA